Molecule: messenger RNA, 1806 nt
Organism: Colletotrichum phormii
Lineage: Eukaryota; Fungi; Ascomycota; Sordariomycetes; Glomerellales; Glomerellaceae
Exons: 1
Coding region: 1-1806 (601 amino acids)
Source: RefSeq, a predicted model, not a curated record
AUGUGCAUCAACUUAUGGCGCAGGUAUUAUUGCACGAAGCCAUCUGGAUAUACGACGAACAAUGGCGAAACUAAAAGACACCCUCUGCCGGACGGAAGAAUUCAUGGCCAUCGUCUGGUAAAAGAAGAAGACAAUGUCUACAGAGAGAACACUGAACGUGAUUUCCAAGAAGUACCGUACGGAAAGCUUAUCCACUGGGUCAACAACUUGGUUCGAUGCGCCCAUCUACACGCAAAGGAUUGCACAACGGGGCGUUGUCGAGGAGGCUUGGUUCAGAUAAUGGACGGAGAGUGCUACUUCUGUACCGGCAACAUCGAUGCGUACUUUGAGAGCCCCGACGAAGUCUUGCAAUCGAUCCCGGCUGACAACAAGGUUCCGGGCCCAGGGGCCAACUUGAGCAUCAUCCACACUCACGACUUCAUAGUCUACCGCGAGAAUUACCUCCGUCAGCUGCUCAGACUGACCUUGACGGUGCUAUCGAAACCGUUUCCCGUGGAAGCCGAGACCCGGGAGUGGGAAAUGGAGAUUUCGUCCUCUUGGCCAGAGAUCUGGUGCAAGCUGCUCCGCUCACACAUUGGGCACGGCGUGUUCUACUGCCAGUGCAAGCCGAUGAACGAGGAGUGGCGCGUCAACCCUGCGCUCGCCAUGAGAAAGAACGAAGCAACCUAUAUCCUCGAGAACAUGGUGAACAGAACCGACUCGGAAGGAACGCUCGAGGCCUUUGCCGAGGAGAUCUCAGGACAGGUAUUUGAUGAGGAAGAGGAAGCGUGGGAUCACGUCACGGGGCCGACUGAUAGGGCGUUACAACUGGAGAGUCUACACGACGAUCCGCGCGACUGGCCCGGUCACCAGAUGGCGUUUGUGGCGUUGAGCCAUGACACCUAUUCCCGCCGCAUGUUCAAGCUUAAAGAGAGAGCGGAGCGAGCCCGCGACGCGAUAUCAGACAGAGGCUCGGAGGAAUCCCAAAAGCACCCCUCGAGCGCAUAUUGGCACUCCCAUAAACUGCCAUGGCUGGGCAAGGAAGACUGGAGCCGCGCCGUGUGGCGACGCUACUACUUCUUGUGCUGGCUGUACAAUUUCCUCGCCCUCGACGCCGGCCUGGACGAGGAUAUCAUGAUGUAUAUUGGCGGCGGCCUGCUCGCCGUGCUCAACCCGUGGCCGAACCCGCACUUCACGCCCCACGCUUCGCACCCGGAUUACUUGACCUUGGAUAACGACCUCGCCGCCUACGACCUGGUCCAGGAGUGCGUCUACUGGGUCGAGCACCACUGGCCCAUCGUUCCGCAUAGCUUCGACACUGUCGACCACUUCCGCAAGAUGCUCGAAAAAGGUGAAAAUAUCAUUUACGCGAUUGAACGCAACACGACGCUCGCGCUCGCGGAUAUGAGGGCGCGAAACCGCUCGGCGGACGCGAGGACGCACAUGUACUCCGUACUGCCCGAGCAAGCCGUCGCCGACGGCACGCCUAACUGCAAUAUUUGCAUGUCCGGCUGGGAGGAGUACCCGAAUCACGAGCCCGUGAUGUUGCCCUGCUGCUCGCAGUAUGUGGGGCGCAAGUGCCUCAAGAGCUGGCUGGCGCUGCGCGACCUCCGCGGGGCUCCCGAGGGGCGGCAGGAGACGGAGCAGACGUGGGCUGCGCAGUUUAGCUGCCCGUUGUGUAGACAGAAGAUUGGGCCGCAUUUCUCGCCGAAUAUCAGGCAGGGUGGCAUGGAGGAUACCCGGGACUAUAGUUUCUAUGGCGGCUUGCGGGAUUAUGCAAAUCCUGAGGGGUAUUGGGAUAAUCGACCGGCGCAGUGGGGUGCUUGA